This is a messenger RNA of Orycteropus afer afer, 1579 nucleotides long. RefSeq names its product nuclear receptor subfamily 1 group H member 4 (gene NR1H4). Gene Ontology annotation, molecular function: bile acid binding; nuclear receptor activity; RNA polymerase II cis-regulatory region sequence-specific DNA binding. NCBI's taxonomy places the organism in Eukaryota, Metazoa, Chordata, Mammalia, Tubulidentata, Orycteropodidae. Gene Ontology annotation, biological process: positive regulation of transcription by RNA polymerase II; bile acid signaling pathway; negative regulation of transcription by RNA polymerase II. The record is from RefSeq and is a predicted model, not a curated record.
AGUUGCUGUGAAUAAGCUAAGAAUGGUGAUGCAGUUUCAGGAGCUAGAAAAUCCAAUUCAAGGUAGUCCUCGUCACAGCCACACAAUGUCAGAAUUCAUCAUGGAAAUGAUGGGCACGAAGCCUGCUAAAGGUGUACUCACAGAAGAAGCAGCAGGUCCUCUGGGACAGAAUCUAGAAGUGGAAUUGUAUUCACAAUACAGCAAUGCUCAGUUUCCCCAAGUUCAGCCACAGAUUUCCUCAUCUUCUUAUUAUUCCAACUUGGGUUUCUACCCGCAGCAGCCUGAAGAGUGGUACUCUCCUGGAAUAUAUGAACUCAGGCGAAUGCCAGCUGAGACUUUCUACCAGGGUGAGACUGAGGCAGCAGAGCUUCCUGUAAUCAAGAAGGCGAGGAUGGGCACAUCGGCAGGGAGAAUUAAGGGGGACGAACUGUGUGUCGUUUGUGGAGACAGAGCAUCUGGAUACCACUAUAAUGCGCUGACCUGUGAGGGGUGCAAAGGUUUCUUUAGAAGAAGCAUUACCAAAAACGCUGUGUACAAGUGUAAAAAUGGGGGCAACUGUGUGAUGGACAUGUACAUGCGAAGGAAGUGCCAAGAGUGUCGACUAAGGAAAUGCAAAGAGAUGGGAAUGUUGGCUGAAUGUAUGUAUACAGGCUUGUUAACUGAAAUUCAAUGUAAAUCUAAAAGACUGAGAAAGAACGUGAAACAGCGUGCAGAUCAGCCCAUUAAUGAAGACAGUGAAGGGCGCGACUUAAGACAAGUGACCUCUACAACUAAAUCCUGCAGGGAGAAAACUGAACUCACCCCAGAGCAACAGAAUCUUCUACAUUAUAUCAUGGAUUCAUACAGCAAACAGAGGAUGCCUCAGGAAAUAACAAAUAAAAUUUUAAAAGAAGAAUUCAGUGCAGAAGAAAACUUUCUCAUUUUAACUGAAAUGGCUACUAGUCACGUACAGAUUCUUGUUGAAUUCACAAAAAGGCUACCAGGAUUUCAGACUUUGGACCAUGAAGAUCAGAUAGCUUUGCUGAAAGGGUCUGCAGUGGAAGCUAUGUUUCUCCGUUCAGCUGAGAUUUUCAAUAAGAAACUUCCAGUUGGACAUACAGACCUGCUGGAAGAAAGAAUUAGAAAGAGUGGUAUCUCUGAUGAAUAUAUAACACCUAUGUUUAGUUUUUACAAAAGCAUCGGAGAAUUGAAAAUGACUCAAGAAGAGUAUGCUUUGCUUACUGCAAUUGUUAUCCUCUCUCCAGACAGACAGUACAUAAAGGACAGAGAAGCAGUAGAGAAGCUGCAGGAACCACUGCUCGAUGUGCUACAGAAGCUGUGUAAGAUCCAUCAGCCUGAAAAUCCUCAACACUUUGCCUGUCUCCUGGGUCGUCUGACUGAACUGAGGACGUUCAACCAUCACCAUGCAGAAAUGCUGAUGUCAUGGAGAGUGAACGACCACAAGUUUACCCCGCUUCUCUGUGAAAUCUGGGAUGUGCAGUGAUGAGGGUGUGGGGGAGGGAGCGAGCCCUUUAUUUCCCUCCUAAUAGAAAUCUGAUGUAUAACUUUCCUUCAUUUCAUUUGUAACUGGUUCCACACA